Vicugna pacos (alpaca) is the source of this 322-nucleotide messenger RNA. RefSeq names its product histone H4. The record is from RefSeq and is a predicted model, not a curated record. Gene Ontology annotation, cellular component: nucleosome. NCBI's taxonomy places the organism in Eukaryota, Metazoa, Chordata, Mammalia, Artiodactyla, Camelidae. Gene Ontology annotation, molecular function: structural constituent of chromatin; DNA binding; protein heterodimerization activity.
AUGUCAGGGCGUGGUAAAGGCGGGAAGGGCCUUGGAAAAGGAGGUGCUAAGCGUCACCGCAAGGUUCUGCGCGACAACAUUCAGGGUAUUACCAAACCGGCUAUCCGGCGUUUGGCUCGUCGUGGGGGCGUCAAGCGCAUUUCUGGUCUCAUCUACGAGGAGACUCGCGGGGUGCUGAAGGUGUUUCUGGAGAACGUGAUCCGCGACGCAGUGACCUACACCGAGCACGCCAAGCGCAAGACGGUCACGGCCAUGGAUGUGGUCUACGCGCUUAAGCGCCAAGGACGCACUCUCUACGGCUUCGGCGGCUAAACUUUCACCG